ACUCGCGCGCGCGGGGGGCCCUGGAGCGCUCCCGGGCCCGGGAGCGCCUGCAGGUGGGGCCGCGAUGCCGCCGUCGCUGCUGCUGCUGCUGCUGCUGCUCGAGCUGCCGCCGAGCAUUCGGGCCGGGAGCCCCGGGGCCGAGGAUGCGGCCGAGCUGGACUUCUCCACCGCCGGGCCGGUGAGCCGCGUGAGCCCCGCGUUCCUGUCCGUCACCAUCGACGCCAACCUGGCCACGCACCCGCAGUUCCUCGCCUUCCUGGGUUCUCUAAGGCUUCGUACUUUGGCCAGAGGUUUGUCUCCUGCAUAUCUGAGAUUUGGUGGUACCAAGACAGACUUUCUAAUUUUUGAUCCCAAGAAGGAACCAACCUUUGAAGAAAGAAGUUACUGGCAAUCUCAAGUCAACCAAGAUAUUUGCAACUCUCAAGCCCUCCCAUCUGAAGUGGAGAAGAGGUUACAGCUGGAAUGGCCCUUCCAGGAACUAUUGCUGCUCCAAGAACAGUAUCAGAAAAAGUUCAAGACUACCACAUACUCAAAGAGUGCAGUGGACAUGCUGUAUACAUUUGCAAAUUGCUCAGGACUAGACUUGAUCUUUGGUCUAAAUGCACUACUGAGAACCACAGACUCUCGGUGGAACAGUUCCAAUGCUCAGCUGCUCCUAGACUAUUGCUCUUCCAAGGGUUAUAAUAUAUCCUGGGAGCUCGGCAAUGAACCAAACAGUUUCUGGAAGAAGGCUGGUGUUUCCAUUGAUGGCUCACAGUUAGGAGAAGAUUUUGUUGAGUUGCAUAAGCUUCUAGGAAAGUCCACUUUCAAAAAUGCAAAGCUCUAUGGUCCUGAUGUUGGCCAGCCUCGGGGAAAGACAGUUAAGAUGCUGCAGAGUUUCCUAAAGACUGGAGGAGCUGCGAUCGACUCCAUCACAUGGCAUCACUACUAUGUGAAUGGAAGAAUUGCUACUGAAGAAGAGUUUCUAAAUCCUGAUGUUUUGGACACUUUUGCUUUAUCUGUGCAAAAAGUUUUCCAGGUUGUGGAGGAGAUCACACCCCACAAGAAGGUUUGGUUGGGGGAGACCAGCUCUGCCUAUGGCGGUGGAGCCCCUUUGCUGUCCAACACCUUUGCUGCUGGCUUUAUGUGGCUGGACAAAUUGGGCCUAUCGGCCAGAAUGGGCAUAGAAGUGGUAAUGAGGCAAGUGCUCUUUGGAGCCGGGAACUACCAUCUAGUGGAUGAAAACUUUGAACCUUUACCGGAUUACUGGUUAUCUCUUCUGUUCAAGAAAUUGGUGGGUACCACCGUGUUAGCUGCACAAGUGAAAGGACCAGACAAAAGCAAGCUUCGGGUAUAUCUGCACUGUACAAGCAUCAACGACUCCAGGUAUAAAGAAGGAGAUUUAACUCUGUAUGCCUUAAAUUUACAUAAUGUUACCAAGUACUUGCAAUUGCCAAGUUAUUUAUCUGACAAGGAAGUGGACAAAUACCUAUUAAAACCUUCAGGACCUGAUGGAUUACUUUCCAGAUCUGUUCAACUCAAUGGCAAAAUUCUGAAGAUGGUGAAUAAUGAGACCCUGCCAACGUUGAUAGAGAAACCUCUCCGCCCAGGAAGCUCACUGGGCUUGCCAGCUUUUUCAUAUGGGUUCUUUGUGAUAAAAAAUGCCAAAGUGGCUGCUUGCAUUUGAAAAUGAAAGGCAUGCACUGGUUCUGAGAU
This is a messenger RNA of Suncus etruscus (white-toothed pygmy shrew), 1695 nucleotides long. RefSeq names its product heparanase (gene HPSE). The transcript has 12 exons. Bases 65 to 1666 code for a protein of 533 amino acids. Gene Ontology annotation, cellular component: membrane; extracellular matrix. NCBI's taxonomy places the organism in Eukaryota, Metazoa, Chordata, Mammalia, Eulipotyphla, Soricidae. Gene Ontology annotation, molecular function: hydrolase activity, acting on glycosyl bonds. The record is from RefSeq and is a predicted model, not a curated record.